CCAUCUUCUAUUCUCACUCUGCAAAAAAAACCCUCGAACCCUAGAGCUCAAUUUGCUCACAAAUGGCGGAACAUUUAGCGUCAAUUUUCGGCACAGAGAAAGACAGAGUCAACUGUCCGUUCUACUUCAAAAUCGGAGCAUGUAGGCAUGGCGAUCGCUGCUCCAGAUUGCACACGAAACCUAGCGUCAGCCCUACGUUAUUGCUGUCUAAUAUGUACCAGCGGCCUGAUAUGAUCACUCCUGGUGUUGAUGCGCAAGGAAACCCUAUCGAUCCGAGAAAAAUACAAGAUCACUUUGAGGAUUUCUAUGAAGAUCUGUUUGAGGAGCUGAACAAGUAUGGGGAGAUUGAAAGCCUGAAUGUUUGUGACAAUCUUGCUGACCACAUGGUGGGAAACGUAUAUGUUCAGUUUCGGGAGGAAGAAUAUGCAGCAAAAGCACUGAAGAACCUUAGUGGAAGAUAUUAUGCUGGUCGACCCAUCAUCGUUGACUUUUCACCGGUCACUGAUUUCCGGGAAGCUACUUGUAGGCAAUACGAAGAAAACACCUGCAAUCGUGGUGGUUAUUGCAACUUCAUGCAUCUGAAAAAGAUUGGCAGGGAAUUAAGGCGCCAACUGUUUGGUAGAUACAGAAGAAGACACAGCCGUAGCCGAAGCAGGAGCAGAAGUCCAUACAGACAUCGAAGCUACGAAGAACGCGGCCACGGGAGCCGAGGUCAUAGCCGAAGGUACGAUGACCGGGACCGCGACUAUGACCGUGAGCGGGACUAUUACCAUGAGAGCAGGUCUAGAAGGCACCGGAGCACGAGCCCACUUCAUAGGAGAGAGCGUAGCCGGAGUUCAGAAGGUCGAAAACAUCUUAGCCCCGUUAGGGAAGGUAGUGAAGAACGACGUGCUAAAAUCGAGCAGUGGAACAGGCAACGGGAGCAGGCGAAAGUCAAUGAGGUCAACGGGAGUGAUAAUAAUAACGAUAAUUAUCUGGAGAAUGGUGAUGGAUCCUACAAUCAGCAGCUGAAUCAAUACGCUCAUUAGAUUGGUAUUAGUCUGUUUUUCUGGUUAGUCUUUUCUUUCUAACUAACAUUCUUGAUUUCUAGAUACAUAUGAGAUGGUCAACUUAAAACGGGCUAAAGGUAAAAAGGUGUAGAGGGUAUUCUUUAGUUUUUGAUAAAAAGUGUAGGGUUCCGAAACACUUCUUAUCUAAGUCUAAAAUCCUUUUAACGAAAAAAAAUGUGAUAAAUAUGAUCAAACAAAUAUUUUGUUUGUAUAAUGAUCUAAUUUUGUAAAUAGCUUUUUUUUUAUCGUCUUGAACCACAGCAACCAUUUGUCUCACCGCCAUUUCCGCUGUGCAGGUGGUGUGCAGGUUUACAGUUCCUAUGAUUUGGAUUGUUAAAACUUAUCUUCUUUGCAUGUUUUCAUAUACUUAUUUUUACAUGUGUGAGUCUGUCCUGAUGUGUGGCAUGCAUUGCAUUUCUAGAUAUUCAGUCUUAGAUUUGUUUCCUUUUUCAAACAUAGGUAUUUUUAUUUCAUAAAACCUGAUUGUUUGUUUCCUUUUUCAAACAUAGGUAUUUUUAUUUCAUAAAACCUGAUUGCCACUAUUUUUUUUAAAGGGAACGCGUUAUGUUUUUUUCUCCACAAUAUUUUGCGUUUAAUAAUAGUGCAAAAUAAUAAUAGUGCUUUUUAACAUGGAACGCGUGUUUCCACACGUUUUCUUUUGUGUCAUACGCUUUAUAUAUAUAUUUUUUGGGUUAGGUUAACGUACAAAUGCCCUUAUCGUACAUUACGUACGCUACAAUCUCAGCCGUCCGAUCAUCUUCCCGCAUUGAAUUCGCAUGUUUUUUUAACAAUUUCGCAUGUUGGUUUUUUAACAUGCGAUUUCAUCAAAAUUACCACAUGCGAAAUUGUUACAAAAAAACAACAUGCUAUUUCAUCAAAAUUAUCACAUGCGAAAAUGGUAAAAAAACAUGCGAAUUCAUCAAAAAUUAUCACAUGCGAAAUUGUUAUAAAAAAACAUGCGAUUUUAAAAAGCGGGAAGAUGAUGUGAUGGUUGAGAUUGAAGCGUACGUAAUGUACGAUAAGCAAUAUUGUACAGUACUCUUUACCUAUAUAUUUUUAUUUAAAAAAAAAUCAAAAUGAUUGAAUUUAUCGAAUGACUUCUAUGAGGAAAAAAAACAGAAAGUAUAGUGUUUUUUAUUUUGCAAAAAAUUGUUAAGCGACUUUUAAAUGAAAAAAACAGAAAGUUUAGUGUUUUUUUAUGACAUUUUCCCUUCUUAAAAACCAUGCAUGCUUCACUUGUGCACUAAAUUGUGCUUUUUGCAGUCGCAGUUCUCUAUGAUAAAGCACGCAUCAAGGCGGGUGAUAUAAAUUUUUACAUAUAUAUGUUUAUAACGAUUUCACGAUGCUAGUUAGUUUACAGAUUUGCAGGUCGAGGAUGCCCUGCUUCUUCGAAACAAGAAUAAUUAUGAUAACCGCAGGUUUACUGUGAAUUUUUUUUACAGGUGGUUAAUUGUGACAGGAAUCUGCAGGGAAAGAUGUGGUUUACAAGCUCUUGUGGUGCAUCUGAACCAAGUAUUAAUGUGAUGAGAUUAUUAGGGAUGAUUUGUUAGGUUGAAUGGCUUUAAUUUUAAGACCAGUUGGUGAUACUAGUGGUUUAUUUAACCAUAUAUACUGACUUUCAGAUUUUCUGUUCACUUGAGUUUUGGCUGUGGCUUUGAUGA
This is a messenger RNA of Helianthus annuus (common sunflower), 2710 nucleotides long. RefSeq names its product splicing factor U2af small subunit B. Gene Ontology annotation, molecular function: pre-mRNA 3'-splice site binding; metal ion binding. Gene Ontology annotation, biological process: mRNA splicing, via spliceosome. NCBI's taxonomy places the organism in Eukaryota, Viridiplantae, Streptophyta, Magnoliopsida, Asterales, Asteraceae. The record is from RefSeq and is a predicted model, not a curated record. Bases 63 to 1028 code for a protein of 321 amino acids. The transcript is spliced from 5 exons. Gene Ontology annotation, cellular component: U2AF complex; spliceosomal complex.